AUGGCUGAGGCUGCUUUCAAGCAGAUGAUAGCAACCUCGUUGCGCCAAACCAGGCCACAAUCCUUUCGCCACACGAAACCACUUCGCUAUCCCCAGCGUCCAUUGUCGACUACGCCGGCUGGGCAACCAAAGCCGGCUCGAGACACUCCUCAAUGGCAAGCACAUAAAGUGCAAUCAUCAGGCCAACCUGCACGGGAAAGACGUCGCUUGGACAAACUGCGCAACGAACAUGAACCGCGGUCCUUCUCCUCUUUUUUGACCGACAACUACUCCAGGGAGCACAACUACCUGCGUAUAUCCGUUACCGAACGUUGCAAUUUACGAUGCCUUUAUUGCAUGCCGGAGGAAGGUGUGCCGCUGUCCCCGUCGGAGCAGCUAUUGACCACGCCGGAGAUCAUCUACCUGGCCGAAUUGUUUGUCAACCAGGGCGUAAACAAAAUUCGAUUGACGGGUGGUGAGCCGACCGUCCGCAAAGACAUAGUCGACCUCAUGCAUCAGAUUGGAAAUCUCAGGAAAAAUGGAUUGAAAGAGCUGUGCAUAACUACAAACGGGAUAUCCUUGCACCGUAAGCUGGACUCGAUGGUCGAGUCUGGUUUGACUGGGGUGAAUCUAAGCUUGGACACCCUCGAUCCUUACCAAUUCACCAUCAUGACCCGCAGAAAUGGGCACGACGCCGUCAUGAAGUCCAUCAAUCGUAUCCUGGAGAUGAACAAAAUCGGCGCAGGGAUCCGGCUGAAGAUCAAUUGUGUGGUCAUGCGCGGACUGAACGAGAGAGAAAUACUGCCCUUUGUUGAACUUGGCAGAGAGCAAGACAUUGAAGUGCGCUUCAUCGAGUACAUGCCCUUCGAUGGCAACAAAUGGUCAGAAAAAAAGAUGAUCAGCUUUGGCGAAAUGCUCGCGCUUAUUCGGCAAAAGUAUCCGGAUGUACAGAAAGUCCAAGACCACAAGAACGACACGAGCAAAACAUACCAGAUCCCCGGCUUCGUUGGUCGCAUGGGCUUCAUCACCAGCAUGACGCACAACUUCUGUGGCACAUGCAACCGACUCCGCAUCACUGGCGACGGCAACUUGAAGGUCUGCCUCUUUGGAAACGCCGAAGUAUCCCUUCGUGAUAUUCUCCGGGAAUCCAACAACGGAAGACCUAUUGACGCCGAGGCCAUGGAGGCUCUCAGGCAACUCGAGAUGGAUAGGCGACAAGCCCUUCCAGAUAGUACUGGUGAGUUGGGGGUUUCCGAAAAGGAAGCUCGACUACUCGACGUCAUCGGCAUGGCCGUCAAACGGAAGAAGGAAAAGCACGCCGGCAUUGGCGAGCUAGAAAAUAUGAAGAACAGACCAAUGAUCCUAAUCGGUGGGUAA
Exophiala spinifera is the source of this 1356-nucleotide messenger RNA. RefSeq names its product molybdenum cofactor biosynthesis protein A. Gene Ontology annotation, molecular function: metal ion binding; GTP 3',8'-cyclase activity; 4 iron, 4 sulfur cluster binding. Lineage: Eukaryota; Fungi; Ascomycota; Eurotiomycetes; Chaetothyriales; Herpotrichiellaceae. The coding region runs from base 1 to 1356 and encodes 451 amino acids. The record is from RefSeq and is a predicted model, not a curated record. Gene Ontology annotation, biological process: Mo-molybdopterin cofactor biosynthetic process. The transcript has a single exon.